CAUUCACAAUAAAUGUCAUCUCUUUGAGACAACAGCACAUAUCUUACGGUCUACUAAUAAGUUAGUGCAUGACAUAAAUUGUCAAAAUUUUAUGAUUUUUGCACAUCAGCAACAAUAUAUGGAGCGGAUUCCCGAUUUGACGGGUGUCAUUCCCGUUCAAGUGCUAGACGAGUUGGAUUAUCUACAGGAGAAUAAUUCUGCCAUUAUUGCUUCAUCAACAAGCUAUGCAGAUAUACUAAACGAUUUGAUGGAACUGGAUGAAAACACGUUGAAUUUGCCCAUUUCUCAACCUGAUAGCAUUGAAGAGACAGAUCUAUUGGAUGGAUGGGACUCGUUAGCCCUACCAGUUUCUUCAUUAAAUGUUGCUUCGCCAGUUUCACCGUUAAGUCUAGCCGCACAGAUUGACGCAGACUGGAAUAUUUUAGAAUACACCAACUGUGACGCAAUUGCAUCGAGUAACAUCAGUUGGAACUUUGGUGGAGAUGUAAUGCUAGCACAACAAUCAUUAGUCCCACAAGUCAAUGAAAACUGGAACGUUUUUGACUGUACCAAGACCGACUACGAUCAAGGUGGAUUACAGACCGAACAAAUGGGACAGUGCGAAUUAAUUCGUAAAGUCGGCGAAAACUUGAUUGAUUUAGAAUCUGAGAAGUGGGACCCAAAUACGUCAAUCAACAACAUGAGUCGGAACUUUGGUGGAGAUGCUAUGAAAUCAAAGAGUGAAUCGAUCCCCCAAAUUGAUAAUUCGAAGGAUUUAGGAUAUGCUGACUGUGACUUAUAUACCCCGAGCAACAGCAUUCUUCAGAACAGCGGCGUAGAUAUAGUUCGAAGACAAUCAGAUGGGUUAACCGAACCACCACAGCAGUUUAUCGUUGUUUGUAGUCGAGCAGACGAUACGCCGACGAUGCAAUAUGAUUGCGACUUGUGCACGAAAUCUUUUCGGUUGAAAUGGAACUUUGAGAAGCACACAAAAAACCACAUCGGUGAGAAAAAAUUCAUUAUUGAAACCGCUGCAGCUCUGCGGCGGCAUGUAUGUAACAUAUGCCAGAAGUCAUUUGGUAGGAAAAAGUCCCUGGACGAGCACUUAAAUGUCCACACCGGUACGAAGCCCUACGAAUGUAAGAUAUGCAAAAUGAAAUUUCACCGGAAAGGAUCAAUAAAUGAACACCUCAAAUCCCAUUAUGCAGAUGCGACGCGUUAUAAAUGCGAUGUGUGCAACCAGACAUUUUCGAGGAAAUGGAAUUUGAAAGAACAUUCCAGACUACACUCCGAUGAGAAGCCGUAUAAGUGCACAGUGUGUGAGAAGUCAUUUCGGCUGCGAAGAUGCUUAUCGGUUCAUUCGAAAAUACACUCUUGUUUUCUGCAAAAUAACAUUAUGAUUUGGACACAUAAUGAACAAUAUUCGAUUCCCGAUUUGCCGGGUGAAAUUCCCGUACAUGUGCUAGACGAGUUGCAUAGGCAUCAGGAGAAUAAUUCUGCAAUUAUUGUACCACCAUCCAGUGUAGAAGACAUACUGAACGAUUUGAUGCAACUGGAUGAAGAAAUUCUGGAUUCGUUAGCAUUACAAGUUGCUGCAGAUUUGGACGCUCUGGAUUACACCAGCUACGAAUGGAAUGCGUUGAGCAACGAGAAUGUCGAAGUUAGUUUGAAUCUGAACGAAAACGAGAGAAAGUCGGAAGAAUCACAGCAAAUUGAAUUAACCGAAUCAAUGCAACAGAUCGAAGAUCCAGCGACGGCUAACGAAAAUACUGGAAUAACAACAGAACCAAAUAAUUUGUCCGUUGAUUCAGAUCCAGAAGAAGCGAAUGUUUCUAAUCUACCAACUGAUUCAUGGGAAAUGGUAGAGCAGAUUCAUCAAGUGUACUCAAAUGAUUCAUUGGACACGUCCAGAAAAGAGAUUGCUGAAUCCUCUGCAGAUUUCAAGCCAGUGGAAAGCUCUGAUUAUGAUAGUGUCCUGAGGGGACCAAGUGCUAAAUGUAAGGAACGGACCGUUAGAUACCAGAAAACGUUCGUGCAGACUGAAGGUAAAAGAGAGCACGAGUGUAAGCUGUGUACAAAAGUAUUUCGAAGCAGAUGCGAUUUGUCCGGCCAUUUACUAAACCACAAUCGCAAAAGGAAACGUUUGGCUCACCUAACAGGACCAGAGUCCAACAAAGAUGAUACGAAGACACCGCGAAUGAAGAAGCGUCAUGAGUGCAGCGUGUGUAAGAAAACAUUUCGGUGGAGAUCUAAUUUACUGGAUCAUUUGGUAUAUCACUCUGGUGCGAGACCGUAUGAAUGCCAAAUUUGUAACAAGACAUUUCCAUGGAAAAAAUCUUUUGCAUAUCACAAGGCCCAUUGCGGUGUUAAAAAGUUCGUCUGCCGUGUGUGUAAUGAAUCUUUUAAGCUGCAACACGAGUUGCACAAUCAUUCGAAAAUUCACUCUGUUGGUGUAGAUAUUAAACCGUAUAGGUGCGAGGUGUGUAGCAAAUCGUUUUGGUGGCAGUCUCAUCUAGAUUAUCAUUUAAAAUCCCACUCUGAUGCAAAACCCUAUGAAUGUGCCUUGUGUAAGAAAUCUUACCGAUAUGCAGAUUGUUUGAAGUCACACUUACAAGUCCACUGUGUUAACGCUUCAACGCGCCAGCCACACGAAUGCGAGAUAUGCAAGAAGAAAUUUCUGUGGAAGAAAUCUUUCAUGCAGCACAUGACACUUCACUCUGAUCCGUCGUCUUACCGAUGCGAGAUAUGCAAUCAGAUAUUUAAAUUGAAAAGUUCCUUAGAUUUACACUUAAGAACACACUCUGGUCCUCUUGAAUGUGAGAUAUGCAAAAUAAGGUUUUUGAGCAGAUGUGCUUUAGAGCGACACUUGAUGGUCCACUCAGAUGUGAAACCCUAUGAAUGUGACGUAUGCAAAAAGUGUUUUAAGUACAAAUCUGUUUUGAAGCGGCACUCAGUAGUCCAUUCAGACGUGCGACCCUACGAAUGCGGGGUGUGCAAUAGGACAUUUAAGUUGAAAAUGUGUCUUCAGUCCCACGCGAAAUGCCAUUCUGAUCUGAAGCCGAUUGUGAGUUGUGCGACAAGUCAUUUUCGAGCAGAAGUUAUUCAGCGUUUCACGGAAUCAUCCACUCAGCUGAGCAAUGUUUAAUGGUUCGAUACAAUGGUCGCGGUGAGAAUUUCGGUUAUUCUUUUCAAUUAGAUGUGAGCCCCUUCGAGUGUAACGUAUGUACGAGGUCAACAUCACGAAGGGGUUCAUACUGAGGUAAAGAAAAUGCCUUUAAACAUUUCUCUCGUCGAUUAUUAAACUGAUUAGUGUGUAAUGUGCGAAAGAUUGGGCUAAACGCAGAGUUUGUUAGUUUUAGAUGUUUUUGUGAAUUUUAUUUAUUUUGUAACAUAACGGUUUUUUAUGUUUAAGUUAGAUUUAAGUCGUGUGUAUAUACGUCAGUUUUUAAAUUGUAUGAAUAAAGUC
This is a messenger RNA of Bradysia coprophila, 3445 nucleotides long. RefSeq lists its product as uncharacterized. Lineage: Eukaryota; Metazoa; Arthropoda; Insecta; Diptera; Sciaridae. Gene Ontology annotation, biological process: regulation of transcription by RNA polymerase II. Gene Ontology annotation, molecular function: DNA-binding transcription factor activity, RNA polymerase II-specific; RNA polymerase II cis-regulatory region sequence-specific DNA binding. The record is from RefSeq and is a predicted model, not a curated record.